Messenger RNA from Xenia sp. Carnegie-2017, 3714 nucleotides. Its product is annotated as SCO-spondin-like. Gene Ontology annotation, cellular component: extracellular matrix. NCBI's taxonomy places the organism in Eukaryota, Metazoa, Cnidaria, Anthozoa, Malacalcyonacea, Xeniidae. The transcript has 15 exons. The record is from RefSeq and is a predicted model, not a curated record. Gene Ontology annotation, molecular function: protein binding. Bases 1 to 3714 code for a protein of 1237 amino acids.
AUGGCUCGAAAGCGGCGAAACUUGGUUGCUGAAGUCGUGGCGUGGUUUGCAUUCAUUGCAUGCAUUCUUGCUACAAAUGAGAACCAAGAAACACUGCAAGAACUCAAAGAUCUGGAGCUCUUGGACAGCGAAAUAAGAUCCCCUCAUGGUUUGAAGGACGAAGCAGAAAUAAUUCCCGAAGAUGAAAAUGAUUACUCCUUUCCCAGUAAACGAUAUUAUUUUUACUCACAAUAUGAUGAAUACGAUUUGUGUUAUACUUGGGGUCAUUAUCAUUUCAAAACAUUUGAUGGUCGAUUUUUCUACUAUCCUGGACAUUGUACAUAUCUUCUUGCUGCCGAUUGUAAAGACAAUACUUUUGCCGUCCAUAUUUCAAACGCUACUAACUGUCGUAAAGGUCGUAAAUGUCACCGACGAGUUUUCAUCUAUCUUGAUAAUGGUAACAUUGAAAUUGAGCUUUAUGAAGACGAACACGUCAUUGUAAACCAUAAAGUUGUGAAAGCGCCUUACAUUAUCAACAAAAUAGUCGUCGACAAAAUUGCAAAUUACAUCGUUGUUCACGGUUUUCCUGGUCUUAACAUUCGCUGGGAUGGUUAUAACAGCGUUUACGUUCAACUCUCUUCACACUAUCAUGGCAAAACAUGUGGUUUGUGCGGCAACUUCAACAACUAUCCGCUAGAUGACUUCAAAAAGUUAUCGGGUCAACUUGUGGAGUCCGCUAUUGACUUUGCCAACAGUUAUAAAAUGGUUAAGUACAAUGCCACUUGCAAAGACGUGCAGCCAGGAUCACUGCCUUGCUCCAAACUCAAAAGAAAAGAUUACAGACAUGUUCGCAAAAGCUGUCACGUGUUAAGCUCGAAAAUAUUUAGCAAAUGUCACAAGGUUGUUAAUCCAAUGAUGUUUAAUAAGAUGUGUCAAGAUGACGCGUGUACGUACAUUGGCAAGAAGAUGAAAUGGACGAAUUGUGAUGUCUUGACUCAGUAUUCGAGGUCUUGCUCAAGACAAGGAAUUAAGUUGUCUUGGAGAAAGCAAUUGAAUUGUGAGGUGACCUGUCCAGCUACAAUGAAUUUCAGCGAGUGCGAAACAGCUUGCCCAAGAACUUGUGCUCAUAAAGAUUUAAAUUACGUUUGUGAUACGAACUGUAUUGAUGGUUGCACAUGUCCAAAUGGUACCUUUUACGAUGGAACGAAAUGUGUUGCAGCAAAACUUUGUCCAUGUAAACAUCACAGGAAGUUGUUUCCAGCUGGAUCGACAAUUUUGAAUGAUUGCAACAAAUGCAAUUACCGUACAUAUCUAAAACUAUGCGUUCGAACUCUAGGUAUAUGUUCGGCAACUGGUGAUCCUCAUUACAGAACGUUCGAUGGUAAAUCUUAUUCCUUAAUGGGUCAUUGUCGUUAUAUUUUUGCUCGGGACUGUCGUUCAAACAACUUUUCAAUCGAGGUACAAAAUACUCCAUGUGGUGAUGAUGGCACAGUCACUUGUACCAAAACAAUUUAUCUCUACAUCAAUGAGUCAAGCAUAGUUUUCUUGAGAGGUGGAGCUGUAGAACUAAAUGGUCAACAAAUUUCACUGCCAUAUUUUGCACCAGGCAUUGUAAUCACCCGCAUCGCGUUCGGAAUGCUCCGACUUCGAUCUGACAUCGGCUUGGACGUGCAUUGGGACGGUUUUAUGAGUUUGUACGUAACUGUUCAACCACAGUAUGCAAACAGUACUUGUGGCCUUUGUGGUAACUACAAUGGCAACCAGGAAGAUGAUUUCAUGAAUAAUGAUGGUGCCAUUGAGACGAAUGUUGUAGCAUUUGGAAACUCUUGGGUAGCUCGAUGGUGCAAUAAAACAGCGACUACGGUGGUGAACACGUGUGAGAUAAUGGUACAACGUGCUUUAGUCGCAGAGACGAAAUGCGAUAUUUUAAAUCAAGAACCGUUCAAAGUUUGUCAACAUAGCGUUGAUCCCGACGAUCAGUAUUUUCAAAACUGCAAAUUUGACGUUUGUGCUUGUCGGCAUGGUAGUCGAUGUUACUGUGAGGCUAUUGAAGAUUACGCGCGUGCGUGCUUACGAUAUGGUCACGUGAUCAACUGGAGAAAUACAGGCAUCGCUUCGGAGUGCGAUAUUAAAUGCGACAACAGUGAACAAGAAUAUCAACACUGCGGUACUUCAUGUAUGGGAACGUGUCGUGAACUUCAGUACAGUGAACGAUGUAUCGAGGUUUGCUCUCCCGGCUGUCAUUGUCCCAAUGGUACCGCUUUAAAUGACCAGAAAAAAUGUGUCGCUGUAUCAGAAUGUCCAUGUCAUUAUGAGAAUAAAUAUUACAAUCCUGGUGAAUCCUAUUGGCCUGACAGAUGCACUAAAUGCACAUGUUCAAAUGGAAAAGUUCAAUGUAAAAAUGAAACAUGUCAAGUCGAGUGUUCUUCUGGUCGUGCAUGGUCGCAAUGUGCUCAAUGUGAGAAAACUUGUGGAAAUGUUCACAUGAAAUGUCUGAACAAACAGUGUGAGGAAGGUUGUCUUUGUCCUCAUUCACUCGUUUUCAAUGGCACUCAGUGUGUUAACGUCUCCGAAUGUCCGUGUCACUACAAUAACCUCAAAUACUCGCAAGGACAAAUCAUCUUUAUUGACUGCAACACAUGCGUUUGCAAAAAUGCCAAAUGGAUAUGCACAAAGAAACAAUGUCCCAAAGUUUGUUCGGCCGUAGGUGAGCCUCAUUACAAAACGUUUGAUGGUAAAAAGUACGAUUUUCAAGGUUCCUGUCGAUACAUUUUAUCUGAAGAUUACUGCGGAAACAAAUGGGGGAAAUAUCGCAUUGAAAUUCAAAAUGUUCCUUGUGGAACAAGUGGUGUUACAUGUACAAAAGCUCCAAUAGUUACAAUCAAUAAUACCGUCAUUACUUUUUACAAACACAAAAUGCCCAGAAUUAACACCUUACCUGGUACUAUAAAUUCUCGUCUCAAUGGUGGAUACAAGAUAUAUCACAGUUGGUUUUUCACCGUUUUGACAACCGAUUUUGGCCUUGUUAUGGAAUGGGAUCACGGAACUAGAGUUUAUGUAAAUUUGUUACCGACCUAUCAAGGAAAUCCUUGUGGACUGUGUGGUAAUAUAAACAACAAUCAAAAAGAUGAUUUUCUUACGCCGCAAAAUCUCCCCGAGCAGUUGGCAAACGAUUUUGGCGACUCGUGGAAAGUGGAAAAGUCCUGUCCAGCUACACGUGUGUCCAAACAUCCCUGUAAAAUACACAAACAAAGAGCUGGUUGGUCGCGGAAGAUGUGUAAAAUUCUCAAAAAGAAGAUUUUCAAACCAUGUCAUGAUAAAGUCGAUGUAGAUCCAUUCUACAGGGACUGUUAUUUCGAUUCUUGUGGCUGUGACAUUGGUGGUGAUUGUGAAUGUUUGUGUACAGCAAUUGCAGCGUACGCUAGGGAAUGUAAUAGACACGGUAUUCAUAUUGAAUGGAGAUCACAAAAACUUUGUCCUAUUCAAUGUGAGAACGGUUUGGAAUACAAAGCAUGCGGGUCUCCAUGCCCAAACACCUGUAAAUCCUUAUGUGGCCCACGAAUUCAUUGCCCAAUACCAUGCACGGAAGGAUGUCAAUGUCCAAAUGUGUAUGCAGUGAAGGUUGUCUUUCAUGCAACGGACCAAAAUGUACCUCAACUUCAGGUAUCGCCCCUAGUACAAUAUUUACUGUCACUGGACCUUCAGAAUCAAGGACAUCAGCUGUUAUUGGAAUAA